UCCAACACUUCUCUUCAUUUCUAAGCCGCCCCUCUCUCUUUCUCUCUCUUUCACUCUCUCUCACUUUUCAGUUCACUUUCGCCGGAAAAUCAAAUCGCCGGCGACGGCAACGGCAACGGCAACUUCCUAUUUCGCCGGAGUUCAAUCAUUUUAAACUAAAAUCAAACCUAUUUUACAAAGAGCUAAUUUCUCGCGUGCAUGUUAAAACGCCGACGUUUUAACACUCGGUGGAGAGUUGGUAAACGGCGUCGUACGGAUGUAGUUUGAUCGAUCGGUGAAGAUGGGAAGAGUGGUUGUGGGAGUGACGGUAACGGUGGCGGUGGCGGCGUGUGCGGUGGCGGCGGUGAUUGUUGGAAGAAGAGUGAAGAGUAGAAGAAAGUGGAAGAAAGUAGCUAAUGUGUUGAAAGAGCUUGAAGAUGGUUGUGAUACGAGUGUUGGAAGGUUGAGACAAGUUGUUGAUGCUAUGGCGGUGGAGAUGCACGCUGGUUUAGCAUCUGAAGGUGGUUCUAAGCUCAAAAUGCUUCUUACCUAUGUUGAUAAUCUUCCUAAUGGGACAGAGAAAGGACCAUAUUAUGCCCUGCAUCUUGGGGGCACAAAUUUUAGGGUCACGCGUGUUCUUUUAAGUGGUCAACCAUCUCCUGUCUUGGAGCAUGAAGUAGAGCGACAACCCAUUCCCCCGCAUCUAAUGACUAGCACAAGCGAGGAUCUCUUUGAUUUCAUCGCUUCAUCGUUAAAGGAAUUCAUUGCUAAUGAAGGUGAUGGUUCCAACACUUCACAAGACAGAAGGGAACUUGGCUUUACAUUCUCCUUUCCUGUCAAACAAAUGUCUGUUUCCUCGGGCAUUUUGAUCAAGUGGACAAAAGGGUUUUCCAUUGUAGAUAUGGUAGGAAAAGAUGUUGCGGCGUGUUUGCAGGAAGCAUUUGCACGAAAAGGCCUGGAUGUGCAUGUAGCUGCCUUGGUCAAUGAUACUGUUGGAACAUUAGCUGUUGGACACUAUCAUGAUCCAGACACUGUUGCUGCAAUAGUAAUCGGUACUGGUACUAAUGCAUGCUAUUUGGAACGAAUUGAUGCUAUUAUCAAGUGUCAAGGUCUUCUUACAACAUCAGGACGCAUGGUUGUCAAUAUGGAAUGGGGAAACUUUUGGUCGUCUCACUUACCAAGAACAGUGUAUGACAUUGAAUUAGAUGCUGAAAGCCCUAAUCCAAACGAUCAGGGUUUUGAGAAAAUGAUAUCAGGAAUGUAUCUCGGUGACAUAGUGAGGAGAGUCAUUCUCAGGAUGUCACUAGAGUCAGAAAUGUUUGGACCUAUUUCUUCCAAGCUUUCAACGCCAUUCGUACUGAGGACUCCUUUGAUGGCUGCCAUGCAUGAGGAUGAUUCACCUGACUUGAUAGAAGUAGCAAAAAUUCUCAAUGACACCUUUGAGAUUCUAGAUCUUCCAUUGAAGGCAAGAAAAACUGUGGUGAAGGUGUGUGAUGUGGUGACUCGUAGGGCUGCUCGAUUAGCAGCUGCUGGUAUUGUUGGCAUCUUGAAGAAGAUUGGUCGUGACGGGAGUGGUGGCAUUACAGGCGGGCGGAGCAGGAGUGAUAUAAAAAUGAAAAGAACAGUUGUGGCAAUUGAAGGAGGAUUAUACUCGAGCUAUACAUUAUUUAGGGAGUACUUGCAUGAAGCUUUGAACGAAAUAUUGGGGGAAGAUAUUGCUAAGCAUGUAACUCUAAAUGUCACCGAAGAUGGAUCAGGCAUUGGAGCGGCACUGCUAGCUGCAUCAUAUUCUUAAAAAUGUGGAUAGGGUACACCUGCUAUUUAUAUAUAUCAACAUUGAUUGAUAUAUAUAGACACACACACACAUAGCCCUGUAAAUCAGAAUUUGUUCUUUAUAUUUAAUAUCUCUGUAUAGAGGGUUCAUCUAUUCUUUGAUCAGGUUAUGUUCAUUAAUAUUAUUAUCAUUAUAAUUCUUUACUGAAUGUUUAUAUUA
Molecule: messenger RNA, 1972 nt
Organism: Trifolium pratense (red clover)
Lineage: Eukaryota; Viridiplantae; Streptophyta; Magnoliopsida; Fabales; Fabaceae
Product: hexokinase-3-like
Exons: 9
Coding region: 281-1774 (497 amino acids)
Biological process (GO): glucose 6-phosphate metabolic process; intracellular glucose homeostasis; glycolytic process
Cellular component (GO): cytosol; mitochondrion
Molecular function (GO): glucokinase activity; ATP binding; fructokinase activity
Source: RefSeq, a predicted model, not a curated record